AUGACCGACCCGGCGAAUACGAGUGUCAUCAAUUUUGGAGCUGGUCCAGCUAAAAUUCCUCAGGAGGUUCUGAAGAAUGUGCAGCGUGAAUUGCUUUCGUAUGCGAAUACGAAAAUAAGUAUUUUGGAAUUGAGUCAUCGGUCAAAUGAUUUCAAAAAAAUUAUUGAUGACGCCCAAGCCAGUGUCCGUGACUUAUUGAACAUUCCUGACAAUUAUAAAGUUUUGUUUAUGCAAGGAGGUGGAACUGGUCUGUUUGCUGCUGUGCCACUUAACUUGAUGUACAAAAGUGGUACCGCCGAUUAUUUAGUUACUGGAUCCUGGUCAGCUAAAGCAGCUAAAGAAGCAGGGAAAUACGGCAAAGUAAAUUUAGUGCUGCCAAAACAAUCCAAGUACACUGAAAUUCCUGAUCCAUCAACUUGGAAUCUGGAUCCUAAUGCUGCGUACGUUUAUUAUUGUGAUAAUGAAACAGUCCACGGUGUUGAAUUCAAUUACAUCCCAGAGACAAAUGGAGUUCCUCUUGUUGCUGAUAUGUCCUCUAACAUACUGUCUAGGCCAUUUGAUAUUUCCAAGUUCGCAGUAAUAUUUGCCGGAGCGCAGAAAAACAUUGGACCGGCUGGCGUAACUUUGGUGAUUGUACGAGAUGACGUUCUUGGUAAUGCAAUGUCUGUUUGUCCGACGAUUUUUGAUUUUUCAGUUAUGGCUAAUGACAAUUCCGUACAUAAUACUCCUCCUACAUUCCAAAUAUACGUAAUGGGACGUGUUUUUGAUUGGAUCAAACGUAAUGGAGGUGUGGAAGGAAUGGAAAAGUUAGCCAAUCUCAAGAGUAAAGUAAUAUAUGAUAUUAUUGAGGAAUCAAAGGGUUUUUAUACCUGUCCUGUUAGACGAGAUGUUCGUAGCCGAAUGAAUAUACCAUUCAGAAUAGGAAAUAAUGACGAAGAACUUGAGCAGGAGUUCCUUUCUGGAGCAGUCGCACGUGGCAUGCUUCAGCUCAAGGGUCACAGAUCUGUCGGCGGAAUCCGGGCAUCUUUGUAUAACGCCGUGACAGAAGAGGAUACCCAAACUUUGGCCAGCUAUAUGAGAUGGUUCUACCAAGUUCAUCGUGAAUAAAUAAAGAAGAUGAGAAAUGUAAAUAAUCUUCAUUUUGCAGGAGAAAUUAUUUUUUUAAAUUCGGUAAAUGCCUUUUGUAACGUGUUUUGUAUGGACAGAUAUUCAAAUGACGUGGAAAUAUAUCUCCUUUACCAAUAAAAAUUUAAUAAAUUUUGUUGUAUAAAACUUA
Messenger RNA from Cephus cinctus (wheat stem sawfly), 1276 nucleotides. RefSeq names its product probable phosphoserine aminotransferase. The record is from RefSeq and is a predicted model, not a curated record. Gene Ontology annotation, cellular component: cytoplasm. Gene Ontology annotation, molecular function: pyridoxal phosphate binding; O-phospho-L-serine:2-oxoglutarate transaminase activity. The transcript is spliced from 8 exons. Gene Ontology annotation, biological process: L-serine biosynthetic process. Lineage: Eukaryota; Metazoa; Arthropoda; Insecta; Hymenoptera; Cephidae. The coding region runs from base 1 to 1107 and encodes 368 amino acids.